AUGUCAGCCUCCAGCCUACAGGCAUCGUAUCCGACCGCAGAAGAGGCCAUCGAGGCUCUCAAUGCCCAACAAGCCGAGAAGGGAUUUGUUGCAGUCAAAUGCGGCGGCGGUUAUUCCAGGCGCACCGGGCUGAGGAAUAACUACAGGUUUCAGUGUCAGCAUAGCGGCAGCUAUAGGCCAAAUAAGAAUAAUUCGAACAUCUACAAGACCUCGUCAAGGAAGGGCCAAUGCCCGUUCAGAGCCCAGAUUCGCCUAAACACUCACGAUAAUACCUGGACCCCCAUAAUCAAUGAAAGCCGACACAAUCACGACCCGGUCCCCUCGCCUUUAGAUUCAAGCAUCCUACGGCUUCGAAGUCAACAGAACUUCGGCCUGCAAGAAAUUCAGACAAGGGUUGAAACCCUGACUAAUCUGAAAACAUUCACGACAAAGCAAAUCGCAGCACAAAUCAUGCAGCAAUGCCCAGAUGUUUACAUCACCAGCAUGGAGGUCUUUUUCAUCCAGCGUCAAUUACGCCUCUCAAAGUCUAGCGAAGUUGAAAAUAGUACGCAAACGCCUGCAGCCUCAGCAACUCGUGCUGGGCCUGGACGUCGCGGCCGCGCGCAACGAAACACCCUUCCAGACCUCGUUUCGCGGGUCGAUGCCCUUGCGAAUAUCCUCACAAGCUCACAACAAGCUGCAUCAAGUUUACAGCAACAGAUUAACGCCCUUACGAAUAGCCUCACAACCUCACAGCAGGCUACAUUGAGCUUGCAGCAACACAUUCAUACUCUUGCGAAAUCACAACCAAGCGCAACUACCGCAACGCAAGCCUCGCAGGCAGAGGAGAGCAACGUUGCAGCAUCGCAGUCAACAGAAGUAGAUUUGACGGGUGCUGCACCCAUGACACCAAUACCACACCAGUCAUUCUUUGGCGACCAAAACAACGAGGCUUCUAAUCAGCUUGAGUUUGUUCCGUACGAGCCGACAGCCUGA
Metarhizium album ARSEF 1941 is the source of this 975-nucleotide messenger RNA. Its product is annotated as Transcription factor, FAR1-related protein. Bases 1 to 975 code for a protein of 324 amino acids. The transcript has a single exon. The record is from RefSeq and is a predicted model, not a curated record. Lineage: Eukaryota; Fungi; Ascomycota; Sordariomycetes; Hypocreales; Clavicipitaceae.